GUGUCCAGCAGCGUCACGUGGGAACGGGGCCGGUGCCUAGGAGGCAGAGGAGGAGGAGGAGGAGGACGAUGGGGUCUGGGUCGGGCUCGGGGGCCGUGCUGCUGCUCUUCUUCUCCCUGUCUCCGCCUCGUCCUCCGGGGGGAGCGGCGUGGCUGCUGGGCCUGAGGCCAGAGGACACCAGCCCCGGCCGGGUGUGGCUGGAGCGGGGCUCCCUGCGGGCGGCCGAGGGCUCCCGCUUCUUACUCCGCCUCUACUUCCAGCCGGGCCCCGAGGAGGAGCAGCAGGAGCAGGAGGGCGGCAACAGCAGCAUCAGCAGCAUCAGCAGCAUGGGCAGCCCCGGGGGCCGAGGCGGGCGGCACCCGCGGGAGCGGCGCCUGGUCUUCGUGGAGGAGCCGGUGCAAGCGGAGCGGUGCCCGGAGCGGAGCUCGUGGGCCUCGGAGGUGGAGAUCUUGGGCCCGCUGCUGCCGGGGGGCUCCGUGGGCUCGGCCUUGGCGGAGGUGCGAGUGCGGGAGCCCCGGAAAGGCGAGGCCGGGGCCGGGGGCCGGCGCUUCGGCCUGUGCGCUUGGGACGGGCAGCAGUGGCAGCUGCACGGGGCGCCGGGGGGCUUCGUGCUGCAGGUGGAGCCGGGCCCGGGCGCCUCGGGGGCCUCGCUGGGGCUGGUGCCGCUGCCGGAGUCGGUCUGGCUGCGGGGGCUGGGAGCGCUGGCGCUGCUGGGGCUGUCGGCCCUCUUCAGCGGCCUCCGUCUGGCCGUGCUCUCCUUGGACCCCGUGGAGCUGCGCGUCCUCCGCAACAGCGGCUCGGCGGCCGAGAGGGAGCAGGCGCGGAAGGUGGAGGCGGCGGCGCGGGGCCGGGGCGGCAGCGGCACCUUCCUGCUCUGCACCCUCCUCCUCGGCCAAGCAGGCGCCAACGCAGCCCUGGCCGGAUGGCUCUGCGGCUCCGUCGGACCUCCGAUGCCCGCCGCCGCCGCCACGGCCUCCUCCUCCUCCUCGUCCGCUGCUCUGCCCUCGGAGGCCGGGGUGCCCUGGCUGCCGGUGCUGCUCUGCACGGGAGUGGUCUUCCUGGGCGGAGAGGUGGCGCCCUACUCGGUCUGCUCCCGCCACGGCCUGGCCAUCGCGGCCCACACGCUCUGCCUGACCCGGCUGCUGAUGGCCGCCACCUUCCCCAUCUGCUACCCGCUCAGCCGCCUCCUGGACUGGGCCCUCCGCCAGGAGCUCAGCACCUCCGCCACCCGAGAGCGGCUCCUGGAGACCCUCCGCGCCGCCGCCGACCCCCGGCACCUCUCUCCCGGCCGAGCAGGAGAAGGAGGAGGCGGGGACCUGGUCAGCCAGGAGCUGGCCAUGGUCCAGGGCGCCCUCGAGCUGCGCACCAAGGCCGUCGAGGAGAUCCUGACCCCGCUCAGCGACUGCUUCAUGCUCCGCUCUGACGCCCUGCUCGACUUCGCCACCGUCUCCGAGAUCCUCCGCUCGGGCUACACUCGCAUCCCCGUCUACGAGGGAGACCGCCGCGACAACAUCGUCGACCUCCUCUUUGUCAAGGACCUGGCCUUCGUCGACCCCGACGACUGCACCCCGCUCCAGACCGUCACCCGCUUCUACCGGAGGCCCCUCCACUGCGUCUUCCACGAUACCCGCCUCGACGCCCUCCUCGAGGAGUUCAAGAAGGGGAAAUCUCACCUGGCAAUUGUGCAGCGGGUAAAUAAUGAAGGGGAAGGAGACCCCUUCUAUGAGGUGAUGGGGAUUGUCACUCUUGAGGAUGUGAUUGAAGAGAUCAUCAAAUCAGAGAUUCUGGAUGAGACAGACCUCUAUACUGACAAUAGAAAGAAGGAGCGGGCACCCCAUCGAGGUAGAAAACCUCAUGACUUCUCCAUCUUCCGUCUUUCUGAUAGUGAGAUGAAGGUGAAGAUCUCUCCACAGCUGCUGUUGGCUACACACCGUUUCAUGGCUACCGAGGUGGAGCCCUUCAAGAUGCCAUAUCUCUCUGAUAAGAUCCUGCUUCGGCUGCUCAAACACCCAAAUGUCAUCCAGGAGAUGAAAUUUGAUCACAAGAACAAGCGAGCACCUGAGCAUUACCUUUAUCAGCGCAACCGGCCAGUUGACUACUUUGUACUCAUCCUUCAGGGAAGAGUGGAGGUCGAAGUUGGAAAGGAAGGACUGCGUUUUGAGAAUGGAGCAUUCACAUACUAUGGUGUUCCAGCCGUCAUGGCUGGGGUCUGUGCAGAUAACGAAGCACGCAAAAUGAGCAGUCUGGCUGGGUCAUCGGUCCUGUUGCCUGUGUCUAUGUCCCGAAACUUCGCCUUCAGCAGAGGGGAAUCUUUGGCUGGCUCCCCAGUGAACCAGUCGCCAUCCCGUUGCAGUGGAUUAAAUCGCUCUGAGUCCCCCAUCAGAGAGCGCAAUGACUACGGUGGCAGCAGCACCCAACUCCACAGUAGCAGCAACAACAACAUCUAUACACCAGAUUAUUCUGUCCACAUACUCUGUGAUGUACAGUUUGUCAAGAUCACUCGGCAACAGUACCAGAAUGCCCUGGCUGCCAGCCGCAUGGAUAGCUCACCCCAGACCCCUGACAUAGAGGCUUUCAAUGAUGGAGAUUCUACCAAGGCUCCCACAGUCAGAGGCACUCCACUGACACCCAAGGAUGAUCCUGCCCUCCUCCUGCAGGAACGAAGCAGCAUUGUGGUUAGCCAGUCAGAUGGGCAUCUAAAGAGCCCUACAGACUCUGUGUUCCUCCACAUUGAGGGAAUCCCCUACAUCCAAGAGGAACUUCCAGGGAGCACAGACACCAACACACAAGAAAAAAACGAAGGCUACGUUGUCAGACUGGAACCUGAGGGCUCAAACAGAGAAAUGGAGUUCACCACAUCCCCAAGUGGCCCUGAAGAACCCCUGGGCAAGAAGUUACUCCGGACCCUUAGUGAGAGGAGAAGAAAGCCAUCAGCAGACAGCGAAAAGAGUUCGGAUGACAAUACCACCUUCACACCUCUCAUCACAUGAGCAGCAUUAUGGCUUUGCCCCUCCCACAGGUCUGCAGCAUGACAGCCGACUGACAAGAUUCAUGUGUGCGUGGUGGCACCAGCUUCUCUCUCACAUUAACUAUCCCCUCCCUCUAGGGCUUGUGAGCCAGACAGCAGCCCUUUGAGCUCGAGAGGUGGCACCAGCACGUGGAGAGAGCUGAGCAUGAAGGCUCAGCAAAAGAUGGAAAUGAGAAGAGAGUAUCCAAUCCUGGGUGUGUAUGAUCCCUGUGGGUAGCAUAGCAGGGCAAUGUCAUCACCAUCUCACAACAACUUCCAUGGGUUAAAUGCCCAAGGGAAGGAGGGGGGGUACCCAGCCAGCCCUCCUUCCUGUUGGAAGUGCCUAUUCUUCCUUUGCAUGGUCCAGCAACUGGACCCCAGUGCAUGUUUGUGCAGCAACAGCCUCGCACCACACACUCUCUGUAUUCAUAUACACCUGAACGUUACCCAAACCUGCCCGACCCAUUGGUAUCUGUAUCCAGCACCAACUGGCUUUGGGCUGGCAGUCUGAAGGGCAGAUCAGUGCACUGAUCACCUUCUCACCUGUGAGCUCUGAACAACACAGACACGGGUGUGUGACCCUAGAGAAUAACCCUGACCUCCAAGUCAGUUCAGAGCAGAAGAAGUGUUGACAGCAGGUGUCUGUAAGGGAGAAAUAAAAUGUACUUGUUUUACAUUAAACCAGUCCCUUUCAUGUGUAGCUCUGAGAAUGUAUUUGAGGGAGGGGAAAGGAGAAA
This is a messenger RNA of Sceloporus undulatus (fence lizard), 3744 nucleotides long. It is a transcript of the gene CNNM1, whose product is annotated as cyclin and CBS domain divalent metal cation transport mediator 1. Bases 69 to 2990 code for a protein of 973 amino acids. The record is from RefSeq and is a predicted model, not a curated record. Gene Ontology annotation, molecular function: transmembrane transporter activity. NCBI's taxonomy places the organism in Eukaryota, Metazoa, Chordata, Lepidosauria, Squamata, Phrynosomatidae. Gene Ontology annotation, biological process: magnesium ion homeostasis; transport. Gene Ontology annotation, cellular component: plasma membrane. The transcript is spliced from 13 exons.